Messenger RNA from Salvelinus namaycush (lake trout), 1505 nucleotides. RefSeq names its product zinc finger, CCHC domain containing 17 (gene zcchc17). The record is from RefSeq and is a predicted model, not a curated record. Gene Ontology annotation, biological process: RNA stabilization. Bases 153 to 938 code for a protein of 261 amino acids. Gene Ontology annotation, molecular function: RNA binding; zinc ion binding. The transcript is spliced from 8 exons. NCBI's taxonomy places the organism in Eukaryota, Metazoa, Chordata, Actinopteri, Salmoniformes, Salmonidae.
CCGGAAGAAAACAUCUUGAAACAGACUACAAAAAUAAACACUCGGCCCACAAGACAUGGAUGUUUAAAAGACUGGGUGUCUUCCAAGUCCGGAAUUGAGAAAGUAUCGCCAAGUUAAGGGAGAGAGUUAUACUGUGAGUCGCCAUCAUCAUCAUGGCAGACUUUGACCAUGACCAGCAGGAGCCUGCAGGACUAGAUGGCUUGCCAGCCAUGUACAGUAUUGUGAAGGGAGAGGUGGCUUCUGUACAGACCUAUGGAGCCUUCAUCAAGAUUCCUGGCUACAGGAAGCAGGGGUUGGUCCAUAUCAGUGAGUUGUCAGCCUGUAGGGUUGAGAAUGUUGCAGAAGUCGUCGACGUGGGAGAGCAGGUGUGGAUCAAGGUCAUCGGGAGAGAGAUGCGUGAUGACAAGGUGAAGCUCUCCUUCUCAAUGAAAGCUGUCAAUCAAGGAACAGGGAAAGACCUGGACCCCAACAAUGUCAUAGCAGAGCAGGAUGAGCGGAGGCGUAGACAGUUCAAAGAUGGUACAGGACGGAGGAUCACAUUGGAGGCUGUACUCAACACCACCUGCAAGAAGUGUGGCUGCAAAGGUCACUUCGCUAAGGACUGUUUCUCGGCCCCAGGGCUGCAGUAUGAUCUGAUACCUGAGGAGGGCGAUGAUGAGCCGCAGCAGCUACAGAAAGAGCCUAUCAACCCCAACCUCAUCCCACUAGCAGUCCGCAAAACCCAACCUCCACAGGACUCACACAAGAAGAAGAAAAAGGAGAAAAAAGAGAAAAAGGAGAAGAAGGGAAAGAAGAAGAAGAGGAAGAGAGAGAGGAAGGAGUCCGAAAGUGACAGCAGCAGCAGUGGACCCAGUCAGGCCAAGAGAGGGCGGCAUGACGACAGAGAGGACAGAAAGAAGAAGAAACACAAGAAACACAAGUCCCACAAACACAUCUGAGACUGAUCUGAUGGACUGACACACAUUGCACUAAACACACACAAAUUACACUGUAGACACACAUACACACAGUUAAAAUGUGAACACGCACAUACACAGCGUAGACUUGGAUGGACACACACACAAGUUGACGCAACAGUCAGAAGCCCCUCAUAGCCCCUUGCCCCUACCGUCUGACACAUGCAGAUCCAUAGAAACCUGAUAGGUGUUAGCAAUAUGGCAGCUUCCCUGAGCCCAUCGGAAAGUGAAGUAUAUAUUGCACCUAUCCAGUUCCCUCAGAUCUACCUUUAACACUGAAGAGGUUAGUGUUGUUUUCAGGACGACAGUAUAGGUGUCUCAGAUCCCACAACACCUGGAGUUAACAUCUCAGGAACCAUAUCAAGACGUUGUAAUCUGUGCAGGCCUGUGCUGUGUUAGUAAUGCGUGUAUCUGGAACCAGUCCACCUGUCCUCACUGGUCAGGUUAGACGCAUGACAUACACUACAUGACCAAAAGUAUGUGGACACCUGCUCGUCGAACAUCUCAUUCCAAAAUCAUGGGCAUUAAUAUAGAGUUGGUCCCCUCCUU